AUAUACUGGUCUUGAUGGGAGUGACAGUAGUAUUAUCUAGCUGAACGGAUUUAUAUAACACAUGUACUAUGUUUGAAGAUAUCUAAAGCCAUUCAACCAGAGUGAAAUAUAUUAUCUAGAAUGGCGGUGUCUGUUUUAAAACAUAACACCUCAUCAACAAAAGCACAGUCGGUGGCAGCAGCUAAUAAUAUAACACCGUCGGAACUAAAUACCAAUGACUCUCAUGGAAGGACAGUUUUAUUCUAUGCAGCACGAUAUGGUAAAUUAGCUGCUGUUAAAAACUUGAUAAAAGCGGGAGGUGAUCCGAACAUUUCCGAUGUGGACGAUAGCUCUCCACUUCAUGAAGCUGUUGAACGCUGUCAUCAUGAUAUUGUGAAAAUAUUACUCAAACACAGAUCCAUAGACGUGAACACAAAAAAUAAACAUGGACAAACUCCUCUGAUGAAGGCAGUCAUUUACGAUGAUGAAGAAAUGGUCAAGUUACUUCACAAAUCAGGUGCUGAUCUGGAUGUUGAAGAUUCGACUGGUAAAUCCGCCUUUUUGAUAGGCAUGAGCGAAGGGAGAGAGAAAACAACGGAAUACCUGAUGAAAAAUGGAUGUGAUAUAAACAAAAUAGAUCGUCUUGGGCAAACAGCACUGUACUUAGGAGUGAUAUCGCCGAGCAGAGCGAGCAAAAAUUCAGAAACAAUAAGGAAAAUGCUUAAAUUAGGAUAUACAUUAGAAAAGGACGAGUAUUGGCUUGUCAAAGCCGGUGUUGAUAUUGAUAGUUUCACUCACCAAACUUUCUUUCAAAAAUUAGCAUCUAGAUUCAUGCGGAACACACAACGUAGGCGGUUCAGCGAGAGUGGACACGAACGUCAAAGAAGCGCAACUGUUGUCCAAAAUGAAAGACACGAUCAAAGAUUUAGCGCUAGGAGCAAAUCUUUCAAUGUUUGAAACAAGAUUUUGCAGUUGGAAACUGUUAUGUGAUAAGUUUUAAUGUCAAUGCAAUCAGACAAAUCCAUAUCGCCAAACACUUUGAUAUGUAAAUAUACGCGUAUUGUGUGAAUUUCUAUCAUAAUCAUUCAAAAAGUCAUAUUGUGUUUUGGAGCCAAAAUGGAAAUUGCGUGCCAUCUCUUCAUACUACGAUAAUGUUGAUACUAACAGACUACCACGAUGCAACACCUCUGAAUAGAAACACAGCUUCUAUCCACGGACAAUCAGAGACUGGAACCAACUUCCAGCAGGAAACAUCGUAAGGGACUCUGACAGCUCAAAGGAAAACCUCAGGUUGCCCUCCAUCAUGAGACCAAGGACGAGGUGAUCCUGUAGAAUUUCACCCAUAUUUUUAUCCACAUCUGCAUUUUAAUUUGAACAUAGAAUUUUUCUAUUUUCCCGCUGACCACACCAUCAUCAACACCUGUACUUGAUUACACAGCAUCAGUAUGAUGGCAUUUUCCUUUGCUGAUUAACGAAAGAAGAAGAUAUGUAGAGUUUAUGACAUUUUACUCUAUUUCUGUCAGUCAUGGUUUAUUUAGUAUUUGAACAUGAAACAUGCCACAAAGCAAAAGUAGGACUUCAUAUUAUAUUUCAAAAUACCAUUAUCAAAUGAAUGUACUAUCUACACCGAAUUCUUUAAGAAGUGGAUACUGAACAUAUUCAAAUAGACCUUAUCGUUAUGUAGAAAACGGCGACAUGUGACCCGAGAAUUUUCGACACUCGAACUAUUGAAGUCAUACAACUAUCCCUUUUCUUAUGUGGCGUUAGACAUUUUCUCUUGUGACGUUAAAAUAUAACAGGAACUUCUAACUGGCUAGAUUGUGUCAUAUUUUCCAUCUCAUAUUCAUCAUAAUAAAAACAAAAAUAAUA
Molecule: messenger RNA, 1848 nt
Organism: Mytilus californianus (California mussel)
Lineage: Eukaryota; Metazoa; Mollusca; Bivalvia; Mytilida; Mytilidae
Product: ankyrin repeat domain-containing protein 7-like
Exons: 5
Coding region: 121-936 (271 amino acids)
Biological process (GO): positive regulation of transcription by RNA polymerase II
Cellular component (GO): nucleus
Molecular function (GO): protein binding; transcription cis-regulatory region binding
Source: RefSeq, a predicted model, not a curated record